AUGUCUCCUUUAACAAGCUUAAGAGCCGCCUGCAUACAAAACAUACCCAUAACCUUCAGUAAAGAUGGCCAACACACUGAUUCCAUCAAAGAGGCCUCUCAUGUGGUCAUUGGAGGGGAAACCUUCCCCCUAGAUGCUACCACUGAAUUCUACAACGAAGAUGUUGCGCAAUCAUUAAGAGCUGUUGUGUUUUGCUGGAUACAUGACAAGUCUUCCAUUGUUGACUAUAGAAGCGAAUGCUUGGAGAAUGGCAUACAAGAUUUCAAAUUUUUGGUUAAGACUGAAUUAAGUACUUGGCUUAACGGUAAGAGUGAUACCUGUGAGUUUAUAAAAGAUCCAGCUGGCAGCGAUUCCAGCAAGGUUGAUUCUACUGGUGCUGCUGGUGUGUCUACUACUGUCGCUGGAGAAUCUCAAGCUACUACUUCAAAUGGUGUGGAUUCCCUGAUUGUAAAUGGUUCGAAAACUGCUGCUGCACCUGAAGCUGGUGUCCCAUCUUCUGCUUCCGGUGCCCCAAUCAAACGUAAAUACGAGGUGGAGUCAAUUGAUCAUAACGCAGCCCUCCGUGGAACUAAAAAUAUCGAUUUCGGGUAUCUUAUCUCAGAUGCCAAACGUCUAAUUACACAGUUGAAGAAGUCUAAAUCCGCUUCUGGUGCCGCAUCUAGGUCAAGUUUGACGUCGGGCAAUAGACCAGCUGCUGGAUCUCAUGCAGCCACAAGUCAAGCUAACCUUAAACAACCAAUUAUUAUCAUAUCACCAGCUUCAACUUCCUUAAUUACUCUCGCUAAUAUCAAAGAGUUUUUGGAAAAUGGUACUUUCGUUGAUCCAAACGAGUUAUCCAAUCGUAAACCAAGUUCGGGUAUCAUAACAUUGAAUCAUAAGUCUGAGAACUUACAAUCCAUAGGACAACAGAUUGUUGUGGUGGACAAUGUUAAUAUUUUUACAAAGCCUGAGUACUGGGAUAGAGUUGUUGCCAUUUUCACUACAGGUCAAAUCUGGCAAUUUGCCAAAUAUAAAUAUUCAAAGCCUGAAGAGUUAUUCCAAAAGUACCCAGGGUUUUUCGUGAGCUACCUGGGAGAUGUGACUCCUAAACAAAUUAAGGAUUGGAACCUUAAUGAAAUUAAGGUCGAUAGAGGACAGAAGAGAUUUAGAGAUAAGAUGAUUGUCAGAGACUUCUGGCUCCACAUGGAAAAGACCUUGAUAGCGAAGGGCUAUGGAAAAUAA
This is a messenger RNA of Dujonia railenensis, 1221 nucleotides long. The record is from the annotation of a GenBank genome assembly. NCBI's taxonomy places the organism in Eukaryota, Fungi, Ascomycota, Pichiomycetes, Serinales, Debaryomycetaceae.